Camellia sinensis is the source of this 1671-nucleotide messenger RNA. Its product is annotated as small G protein family protein / RhoGAP family protein. Gene Ontology annotation, biological process: signal transduction. Lineage: Eukaryota; Viridiplantae; Streptophyta; Magnoliopsida; Ericales; Theaceae. The record is from RefSeq and is a predicted model, not a curated record.
AUUUAUUUUCCUGGUCUUUGAUGCGACUCUUCUCUCCCUCACAUCGAAUCAUCGAAGAACUCUCUCAACUGAACAAAAAAUCUCUCUUCUCUCUCUCUCUCUCUCUCUCUCUCCACCAAUUGUCGCUGACUUUGAUAAGUUGGAACUUCUGAAGGUUUAUGCAUCCAUUGAAGAACAGGUUACAGGUCUACUUGAUCAAUUUUUUGGGUUAAUCUUGAUCUUUGGUGACAGUUCAAUGCCUUCGGCCGUCUCACCUCAGUGGCAAGACAAAGCUAGUGGUUUUUUUUCAUCUUCAGGGGUGAAGCUUAAAGAAGCUGGUCAGUCUGCAGGGACAUUCGUUGGGGAGGUUGCAAAGGAUGCAAAAGGAAAUGUUGCUGGUGUGGCAGGAAAAGUUGGGUCAAUGGUCAAAAGUCGAUGGUCUCUCCUUCAGCAGCCGUCUACAAAACAUGCCAUGCAGGAGCGUCUUAUUUCUGCAGCCGCUUCUACUGGCAUGUUGUUCAGGAAGGGUUAUUCAGGAACAAAGGAUAAGGUUGUUGUUGGAAAGACGAAAGUUGAAGAGGUAGCAAAGAAAACUGCACAGAAAAGUAAGACUCUUUUAACUGAUAUUGAGCGAUGGCAGAAGGGAGUUGCAAGCACUGAUGUAUUUGGAGUUCCAAUUCAGAUGGCUGUGCAGCGACAACAAUCCAACAAGCCCGUUCCCCUUAUUUUGGUCACAUGUGCAGAUUAUCUCAUAUUAUCAGGACUAAACUCGCAAGAGUUGUUCAAGUCAGAAGGAGACAAAAAGGUUAUUCAGCAAUUGGUUUCAUUAUACAACCAAGAUUCAAAUGCAUCAUUGCCAGAGGGGAUAGAUCCAGUUGAUGUGGCAGCCCUGGUCAAGUGUUACCUUGCAAGCCUUCCUGAGCCAUUGACCACAUUUGAGCUAUAUAAUGAAAUCAGAGAUGCUCGCUCAAGCAUAAAUGUGAUGAGAAAUAUAUUGAAGAAGCUUCCUACUGUUAACUACAUGACACUAGAAUUAAUCACUGCACUACUGCUCCGUGUUAGCCAGAAGUCACUUCUAAACAAGAUGGAUGCUCGAAGCCUUGGCAUGGAAAUGGCCCCUAUCAUUAUGUGGCAGAAGGGACAUAGACUGGAAUAUUAUAAACAGUUUUGGAAUCAGCCUGCCAAAACACUUUCCAAGGAGAAUAUGGAUUCCACAUCUAAUUUAAAUGCUUGGGACAUGCUUGAUGAAGAGGGUGAAGGUGUAGAUGCAGAUGCAUCCUCCCUCAUUCCUUUGGAUGAUGGCUUGCCAAUUGACUUCAGUGCUAUAGAGGUUGUUCACUGCUUAAUCGAACAUCACAAUGCAAUUUUCACAGAUGCCAAUGAGACUGUCUGGAGAUGACUUUAGAUUUCCUCUUUUCCCAUUAUAUUGGACUGUAUAGCCAAUAAUUUCACAAUAUGGACUGUUUUUUCUCUUUGUGGUCGUUGCCUAAUAGCACAGAUGUAAAGUUUUUUGCUAGCUUUGGGUGUUUUCAUAGUGUGGGCAUAUAUUUUUAGAUUUAAGUCAGCAUUAGAUUUAAGUUUGUGUCUAAAAAUAUAUCUUCUUCCCCCUCUAUUUUGUCGAGACUCGUAUAUAAUUCAUGUGAAAUAUUUGACCCUCAAGCUUAUUUGCUUUUUGCAUGGGUUUCCUUUGAA